Molecule: messenger RNA, 765 nt
Organism: Acyrthosiphon pisum (pea aphid)
Lineage: Eukaryota; Metazoa; Arthropoda; Insecta; Hemiptera; Aphididae
Exons: 4
Molecular function (GO): protein dimerization activity
Source: RefSeq, a predicted model, not a curated record
AUGGAGUCUUCGAUUUUUGAAGAUGAUAUUUUAGAAACAUUUGCUCCCGACUCUGAGGAACUAAGUGCAUUCGCUGUAGUGGACACUCAUCAGUUCAAAGCUAUGUGGAAUUCUGUAUACUUGAUGUUGAAUCGCCUUUACACAAAUAGAUGUGCAAUAUCAAAUGUUUUAGCUGACCGUACAGUUACAAAAUCGGCCAUGGCAAAAAAAUUUGAAAUAGUAGAAGGUGAUUGGAUGAAUAUCGAAACGUACAAAAAUUUGGAAUAUGAAACAAUCGAAGUUAGAGAAAAUAUUCUAGAAAAAGUCAAAAAAUUAAUUGAUGAUAUUACUUUUCAAUUUAAUGAUAACGGUACACAAAUGUCACAAACUGAUCAAUCUGCAACCAAAAAGACUACUAGUGGACUCGAAUUUUUAUAUGGUCAGGAAGAAAAUAAUAUAAAUGAUGCAUCGGCGCAGUAUCAGAAUUAUUUAGGAGAGCCACUACUCAGAUAUUAUGAUUUCUGCCCACUUGAAUGGUGGAAAUCUCAUGAAAAGAAAUACCCAUCAAUCGCACAAAUAGCAAAAAAAUAUUUAUGUAUACCAGGAACGUCGGUUAGCUCGGAACGUUGUUUCUCUACUGCUGGAAAUGUCGUCACACCUAAAAGAAGCUGUUUAUCAACAGAAAAUGUUAAUUUAUUACCUCGAGACAUCACAGUCGACGACGACGACGACGACGACGACGACGUCUACAACGACGAUUGUUCAUACGGUCUAGCUGAUAUAAAA